This is a messenger RNA of Balearica regulorum gibbericeps (East African grey crowned-crane), 1998 nucleotides long. RefSeq names its product acyl-CoA dehydrogenase family member 11. Lineage: Eukaryota; Metazoa; Chordata; Aves; Gruiformes; Gruidae. Gene Ontology annotation, molecular function: acyl-CoA dehydrogenase activity. The record is from RefSeq and is a predicted model, not a curated record.
AUGCCCAGAGCAGAUGCCGCCGGCAGAGCCUUCGGCUUCCCGGAGCAGAAGGAGUGGGUCUGGUCUUCCCAGCCGCAGCUGCAGGAGCUGCUUUCUGCACAGCUGGAGCACUUGGUGCAUGCCGAGGCCCGAGGAAGUGGGUGCCAACCGCCGAGUCGUAAAGGAAUUAACACAACCACAGGGCAGGGGCAACAGGUUGAUGCACAGGAGAAACAAGUAUUAGAAGAUCUGGAAAUGCCCCUGGCAAGGAAAGAAACCGAGACCCUCUUCCAAGAGCAGCCUGAGACUGGGAACCAGUAUUUGGAAGAUGCUUUGCUUCGGGGUUACUUGAAGACGCACCUUCCUCCCAAGGUACUGGAGGAGGUGAAUCAGGACCUGGAGAGAUUUGGAAACCGUCUGCUAACCCAGAUCAAACCUCUAGGGUGGGAAUGUGAGUUGAACCCCCCUGUGUUUCGGCAGUAUGAUGCCUGGGGGCGGCGGGUGGAUCGCAUCGUCACCUGCUCGGCCUGGAGGAGGAUGAAGGAGAUUGCGGCAGAAGAGGGGCUGAUUGCUGAGGCCUACGAGAGAAGAUACUCCAACUGGAGCCGUCUGCAUCAGGCUGUCAAACUGUACUUAUUUUCAAGCUCCUCUGGAGGUUUCAACUGUCCGCUGGCCAUGACUGAUGGGGCAGCCAAAGUCAUUGAGUCACUAGGUAUUCCUGGAUCUCUGAAAAACGCUUUUGACCACCUGACGUCCCGUGACCCCAAGAAGUUCUGGACCUCUGGCCAGUGGAUGACCGAGCGCAGGGGAGGCUCUGAUGUUGCUAACGGCACUGAGACGGUGGCCAGAAAGCAGCCAGAUGGUUCAUAUCGUCUCUAUGGUUUUAAAUGGUUUACAUCGGCUGCUGAUUCUGAUGUGACAUUAACCCUGGCCAGGGUAGCGGAUGCUGAAGGACAAGUAAAACAGGGUUCCAGUGGCCUGUCCCUGUUCUUCCUGAAGGUUCGAGACGAGGAGGGGAAGCUGAACAGCAUCCAAGUGCAAAGGCUGAAAGACAAGUUGGGCACACGGCAGAUGGCAACAGCAGAGCUAUGGCUAGAUGGAGCUCCAGCAGAGCUGAUCUCUGCAGAGGGUCGUGGAGUGGCCUCCAUCUCCAACAUGCUGAACAUAACUCGGAUCCACAAUGUCAUUGGUGCAGUAGCUUCCAUGAGAAGGAUGAUCAGCCUGAGCAGGGAGUACGCCCGUAGGCGGGUUGCCUUUGGGAAGCUCCUCAAGGACCAUCCCCUGCACAUGCAGACGAUAGCCCGGAUGGAGGUGCAGACGCGAGGGGCGUUUCUUCUGCUUAUGGAGAUCGUUCGUCUCCUUGGACUUGCAGAAACCAACAUGGCAAGUGAGGAAGACCAGCUUCUCUUGAGACUGCUGGUACCAGUCGCCAAACUGUACACUGGGAAGCAGGCUUCUGCUGCUGUUAUUGAGGGAAUGGAGAGCUUUGGAGGACAAGGUUACAUGGAGGAUACAGGCUUGCCAGUCAUAGUCCGCGAUACUCUGGUGCUGUCCAUAUGGGAGGGAACAACAAAUAUCCUGUCACUUGAUGUCCUGCGAUCCCUCUCCAAGAGUCGAGGACAGGUGAUGGCUGUGUUCUUCUCCUCAGUGCAGAAAAAACUGGAGCUGACUUCGAGCACUGCGAAACUGGAACCCGCCGUGAAGCAAAUGCGGGAUGCCGUCACCGGUCUUGCACAGUUCAUGCAAGGAGCCGGUUCAAGGGGGGCGGUGACCACAGAGCUGGCAGCAAGAGACUUCUCCUACACCCUGGCAAGGAUCUACGCAGGAGCUCUUUUAAUUGAGCACGCAGCUCGGCCUGAUGCUUCCUCCACAGACAUCUCCGCUGCUCGAAGGUGGUGCAACCAGGAGCUGUGUCCUGUGGCCACAGAGUCGGGCAACGGGAGCUACGAGGCCGAGGAAGCGCUCGCGGACAGCGCGCUGGUGUACGAGGGCUGCCCCGCUGGCGGCAGCAGGCUGUGA